UCCGCUUCCGGCCUCACAGGGCACCGGCCAGCGAUGGAGGAAGAUGCUCCCGCUGCCCGAGCGGAGGGAGCAGCAGCCGAGGCCUAGGGGGCCCGAGGCCCGGGAGGUGGCUCUGCAGGGACCCGAGGUCCCGACCGUCACCCGCCCCGGCCAGGGCCGGCGGGGGGCACCAUGGAGGACAAGCGCAACAUCCAGAUCAUCGAGUGGGAGCACCUGGACAAGCGCAAGUUCUACGUGCUGGGCGUGUGCAUGACCAUGGCCAUCCGGGUGAGCGUGUACCCCUUCACGCUGAUCCGCACCUGCCUGCAGGUGCAGCGCGGCAAGGCGCUCUACCGCGGCACCUGGGACGCCUUCGUCCAGAUCCUGCGGGCCGACGGCGUGGGCGGCCUCUACCGCGGCUUCCUGGUCAACACGCUGACCCUGGUGUCGGGCCAGUGCUACGUGACCACCUACGAGCUGACCCGGGCCCGGGCGGCCGAGCUGAGCCAGAGCAACGCCUUGCGGUCCCUGCUGGCGGGCGGCUCGGCCUCGCUGGUGGCUCAGAGCAUCACGGUCCCCAUCGACGUGGUGUCGCAGCACCUGAUGGUGCAGCGCCGGGACCCCAGCCGGGAGCUGGGCCGCUUCCAGCUGGCCCGCGGGGCCGGGGCCCGCGGGACCCUCGGCCGCACCCGGGACGUCGUCCGCCAGAUCUUCCGGGCCGACGGGCUGCGCGGCUUCUACCGGGGCUACGUGGCCUCCCUGCUCACCUACAUCCCCAACAGUGCUGCCUGGUGGCCCUUCUACCACUUCUACGCAGAGCAGCUGUCCCGCCUGUGCCCCAAGGACUGCCCCCACCUGCUGCUCCAGGCCAUCUCGGGCCCCCUGGCCGCCGCCACCGCCUCCACCCUCACCAACCCCAUGGAUGUCAUCCGGGCCCGCGUCCAGGUGGAGGGCCGCGACUCCAUCGUGCAGACGUUCAGGCAGCUGAUGGCCGAGGAGGGACCGUGGGGGCUGACGAAGGGGCUGUCGGCGCGGAUCAUCGCCGCCACGCCGUCCACCAUCGUGGUGGUGGUGGGCUACGAGACCCUCAAGAAGCUGAGCCUCCGGCCCGAGCUGGUGGACUCCCGACACUGGUAGCCGACGCCGCGGGGGGACCCUCCUCGGCCCUGCCCCCCCGUCGAUGGCGCCCGACCCCUGGGGACCCUCGCCCCCCGGCCCCCACCCUGGCUGUAAAUACGUUCGUUCCUGCCCGCCCCCACCCCCACCAUCACCAGCGCUAGGGGGCGGGGCCCCCGGCCGCAGCAGGAGGGAUCGCGGCUAGACUCUGGGGGGAGGGAAGGACCGGCCCCCCCCCCCCACCCACCAUGCCCAGUGUUUGCGCCCCUC
Molecule: messenger RNA, 1365 nt
Organism: Ornithorhynchus anatinus (platypus)
Lineage: Eukaryota; Metazoa; Chordata; Mammalia; Monotremata; Ornithorhynchidae
Gene: SLC25A44
Product: solute carrier family 25 member 44
Exons: 4
Coding region: 172-1116 (314 amino acids)
Biological process (GO): branched-chain amino acid catabolic process; transmembrane transport
Cellular component (GO): mitochondrion
Molecular function (GO): branched-chain amino acid transmembrane transporter activity
Source: RefSeq, a predicted model, not a curated record